GAAGCCUCAAAGUAAAUGAUAUAUUGGGUGAUGUCAAUAAAAUGUGGGCUUUAAAAGCAGUGUGUUGGUGUGGCUCUUUCCAUCCAGCUGCCAUGAAACUGGUUGUGCUUGCACUGACUCUAGCCCUUGUGGCGAGUCAACAUGUGAACCUUGCUCCUGAGUUUGCUGCCGCUAAGACCUAUGUGUACAAAUAUGAGGCACUGCUCCUGGGCGGUCUCCCUGUGGAAGGUCUGGCCAGAGCAGGACUGAAAGUCAGCAGCAAGGUUCUCAUCAGUGCUUUGGCUGAGAACACCUACUUGCUGAAGCUCUUGGAUCCUGAAAUCUUCGAGUACAGUGGUGUCUGGCCAAAGGACCCCUUCGUUCCAGCCACCAAGCUCACCUCAGCAUUGGGUGCUCAGCUUCUGAUUCCCAUCAAGUUUGAGUACGCUAAUGGUGUGGUCGGUAAGGUGUUUGCCCCAGCCGGAGUCUCCACUACAGUGCUGAAUGUCCACAGAGGUAUCCUCAACAUUCUUCAGCUCAACCUCAAGAAGACCCAGAAUGUUUAUGAACUGCAAGAGGCUGGAGUUCAGGGAGUGUGCAAGACCCACUACAUCAUCAGUGAGGAUGUCAAGGCAGAGCGCAUUGUUGUCACCAAGUCCAAGGAUCUCAACAACUGCCAGGAGAGGAUCAUCAAGGAUUUGGGCCUGGCUUACUUGGAAACACUGAAAGCAAACAGCCUGACUGGAGCAGCAACCUACAGCUACAUCAUGAAACCAAGCGCCACUGGUGCUCUGAUCACUGAAGCUACAGUCCGGGAACUUCAUCAGGUCACACCUGUUGCUGAGAUGGGUGGAGUUGCACAGAUGGAAGCCAAACAAAGUCUGACCUUCCUGGAGCUUGAGAAAACCCCCAUUGUGCCCAUCAAGGCAGAUUAUGUGGCCCGCGGAUCCCUGCUCUACGAGUUUGCCACUGAAAUUCUUCAGACUCCAAUUCAGCUCCUGAGGAUUAGCGAUGCUCAGGCUCAGAUUGUGGAGAUUCUGCACCAUCUGGUUGCAAACAAUGUGGCUAAGGUCCAUGAGGAUGCUCCUCUGAAGUUCAUCCAGCUGAUCCAGGUGUUGCGUGUGGCCAGCUUGGAGAACAUUGAAGCCAUCUGGAGUCAGUUUAAGGCCAGACCAGAAUACAGACGUUGGAUUCUGGAUGUCAUUCCUGUGGUUGGAACACCAGUCGCUGUGAGGUUCAUCAAGGAGAAGUUCCUGGCUGAUGACAUCACCAUUCCCGAAACAGUUCAAGUUCUUUUGGCUGCUGUGCAUAUGGUUCCUGCUGAUAUGGAGAUCAUCAGACUCACCUCUACACUGGCUCUCCACCACAAGGUUCAGGCAAACAUUGUUCUGCGUGAGAUUGCUAUGCUGGGUUAUGGCACCAUGAUUGCCAAGUACUGUGCUGCAGUUCCUACUUGCCCAGCUGAACUCCUGAAGCCCAUCCAUGAGCUUGCAGCUGAGGCUAUUGCUAAGGCUGAUAUUGCUGAAAUCACCCUGCUGGUCAAAGUUAUGGGUAACGCUGGCCAUCCUGCCAGUCUUAAACCAAUCAUGAAGAUCCUCCCUGGAUUUGGCUCUGCAGCUGCUGCUCUCCCCAUCAGAGUUCAAGUCGACGCCAUCUUGGCUCUCAGAAGCAUUGCUAAGAAGGAACCUAAAUUGAUUCAGCCAGUGGCCCUGCAGCUGUUCAUGGACAAGGCUCUUCACCCUGAAUUGCGUAUGGUGGCUGCUGUGGUACUGUUUGAGACCAAACCCACAGUUGCACUGGUAUCUACUAUUGCUAGCGUUCUGAAGAAGGAGACCAGCAUGCAGAUCGUCAGCUUUGUGUAUUCCUACAUCAGAUCCCUCACCAGGAGCACUGCCCCAGACUACGCCACUGUUGCUGCUGCCAGCAAUAUUGCCAUCAAGAUCUUGAGCCCCAAACUGGACAGACUGAGCUACCGUUUCAGCAAAGCAAUCCACCUUGAUAUCUACAGAAGUUCCAUGAUGGCUGGUGCUGCUGGUAGUGUUUUCAUCAUCAACGAUGGUGCCACCAUUCUGCCCACAGCCGUUGUGGUCAAAGCUCGUGCCUAUCUUGCUGGAGCUGCUGCUGAUGUUCUUGAGGUUGGAGUUAGAACUGAGGGAAUUCAGGAGGCCCUUCUGAAAACUCGUGCUUUACAAGAUCUGGAGGAUGACAGGCUCACCAAGAUGAAGCGCGUCAUGAAAGCAAUUGCUGAAUGGAAGGUCUUGCCAAAGAGCCAGCCACUGGCAUCCAUCUAUGUCAAAUUCUUUGGACAGGAGAUUGCCUUUGCAAACAUUGACAAAGCUAUUGUCGAUCAAGCAGUUCAGCUUUCCACUAGUGCCGAUGCCAAGCUCCUGCUGAAGGAUGCCCUGAAAGCACUGCAGAGUGGCAUUUCAGUUCAGGCCGCUAAGCCUCUUCUGGCUGCUGAGAUUCGUCGCAUCUUCCCCACUGCUGUUGGUGUGCCAAUGGAGCUCAGUCUCUACUCUGCUGCUGUUGCUGCUGCCACCAUUAAAGUUCAGGCAAUCAUCACCCCACCUCUACCUGAACUCAGUGCUGUCACUGCUGCUGAGCUUAUGAAACUAGACAUUAAGUUGUUGGCUGAGGCCACUCCAAGCAUCGCUGUGGAAACAUACGCUGUGAUGGGAAUCAACACUGCCUUCAUUCAGGCUGCUGUCAUGGCUAGAGCCAAGGCCCUCGCUGUGCUGCCCGCUAAACUGGAAGCAAGAGCAGAUAUUCCCAAACUGAACUUCAAGAUUGAGGUUCUCCCUGUCGUGACACCAGAGCACAUUGCUAAAAUCCGUGUUGAGACCCUGGCUUUCGCCCGCAAUAUUGAGGAUCUUGCAGCUGAAAGAAUCACACCAAUGGUACCAGUUAUUGCUGCACAACGGAUGUCUAUUGAUCGUAGUUUGUCUUCUGAGAUUUCCUACGAGGCAUCAUCUGAAGUACAACCUCAGUUGAGAGCAGGAACACCAAUCCACAAGAUCAUUUGUGUCCCAGCUCCCCUUCUGGGAAUCAAAGGAUGCUUUGAACUCACCUCUAGCAAUGCUGCUCUCAUCAAGGACAUUCCUCUGCUUAACCUGAUCGGAGAGCAUGCAGCUCUUCUUGCUGUGAAACCAGCUGAUGGCCCAGCCAUUGAGAGACUGGAGGUUGAAGUACAAGUUGGAGCCAAGGCUGCAGAGAAGCUCCUGAAGGAGAUCAACAUUAUUGACGAGCUGAGCCCUGAGGGAAGAACCAUCAUUACUAAACUGAAGAAGAUCCUUGAGCCUGCUCUGAAGAGCUCCAGCUCCAGCUCCAGCUCAAGCAGCCUCCUCAGCUCCUUGUUCAGCUCCUCCAGCUCUUCCAGCUUCUAUAGCUCCAGCAUGUCAAAGGUUUCACUUAAGGAGUAUCCUUUCAAGAAAUUCCACAAGAAUCAGUACCUGGUCUCUCAGAGAAUCUCCGCUCAGAAUCUCAGAAGCAGUGGAAGCAGUGCAUCCAGCUUUGAGGCCAUUUACAAACAGACUAAGUUCCUUGGUAAUGCCGUCGCUCCUGCUGUGGUGGUCAUCCUCCGUGCUGUGAGAGCCGACCAGAAGUUGCUGGGAUACCAGGCUGCUGCCUAUCUUGAUAAGGCCAACAGCAGGGUGCAGACCAUCAUCUCUGCUCUGGCUGAAACUGACAACUGGAAGUUGUGUGCUGAUGGUGUCCUCCUGAGCAAACACAAAGUCAUGGCUAAGGUUGCCUUUGGAGCAGAGUGCCAGGAAUUUGCCACCAUCUUGAAGGCUGAGGCUGGUCUCCUUGGUGCUAUCCCUGCAGCCCGUCUGGAGGUGGAAUGGGUGAAGAUCCCUGCUAUUGUCACUACCUAUGCAACCAGGCUGGCUAAGUACAUCCCUGGUGCUGCUUUGAUGGCCGGAAUCACUGUCAGUAAAGCCAAGAACAUUGAAAAAGAAUUGGAACUGACUGUUGCCAUCCCCACCGAGAGGACAGUCGAUGUCAUUGUGAAACUGCCACUGAUGACUCUUUCCAAACUGGCCCUGCCUCUGCCCAUUGCCCUGCCUAUUGGUGCUGACGCUGUUAUCCGCGCCAUUCCCGAGGACAACAUUCUUGACCAGUUGCAUUUCCUGUAUGCAGAGGCUACCUCAGCUCAGUGUAGCAUGGUCCGAGACACACUGACCACAUUCAACAACAGAAGGUUAAAGAAUGAGAUGCCACUCUCCUGCUCCCAAGUGUUGGCUCAGGACUGCACAUCAGAGCUUAAAUUCAUGGUCCUGCUGAAGAAAGAUGAGCUCAGUGAACAGAACCACAUCAACGUGAAGAUUGCUGAUAUGGAUGUUGACCUGUUCCCCACUGGAAGUGAUGUACUGGUAAAGGUUAACGGAAUGGAGGUUCCUAUUUCCAGCCUUCCCUACCAACAUCCCUCAGGCUCCAUCCAGAUCAGACAGAAAGCUCAGGGCCUAGUACUUCAUGCUCCUAGCCUUGGUCUUCAGGAGGUUUACUUCAGCAAGGACACAUCGAGGGUUAAUGUUGUGGACUGGAUGAAGGGACAGACUUGUGGUCUCUGUGGUAAAGCCGACGGAGAGAUCAAACAGGAGUAUUCCACCCCAAGUGGUUACCAGACCAAGAGCCCUGCCAGCUUCGCCCACUCCUGGGUGCUUCCUGCCGAGGGCUGCCGUGACAGCACUCAGUGCCGUCUGAAGCAUGAAUCUGUGAAACUGGAGAAGCAGAUGAUUGUGGAUGGACAGGAGUCUAAAUGCUACUCUGUUGAGCCAGUGCUGCGCUGUCUGCCUGGUUGCCUGCCAGUGAAGACCAUGCCAGUCACCAUCGGAUUCCACUGUCUGCCCACUGGUUCAAGCUCUGUGGAUCUGAGCAACAUCUCUGGUAAGAGUGUGGACCUAAGGGAGACUGCAGAGGCCCAUAUGGCAUGCCAGUGCAAUGCCCAUUGCGCAUAGAAUGUUUUAAAUUCCGGUCCAUAUAUUUGUUAAUUACCUAUCCCUGUCAUUAAAUGUCUUAAUGAUAAAUCCCAUGUAUGCCACUGAAUUUUAAAAUAAAGACAUAUUGAG
Messenger RNA from Clupea harengus (Atlantic herring), 5045 nucleotides. Its product is annotated as vitellogenin. The transcript has 34 exons. The coding region runs from base 42 to 4934 and encodes 1630 amino acids. Gene Ontology annotation, biological process: response to estradiol; lipid transport; cellular response to estrogen stimulus. Gene Ontology annotation, molecular function: lipid carrier activity. Lineage: Eukaryota; Metazoa; Chordata; Actinopteri; Clupeiformes; Clupeidae. The record is from RefSeq and is a predicted model, not a curated record.